GUUCAAAUUAGUACUGGCUUGGAAUGAGGCUCGGGAUACGACACUAUCGCGCAAGUCGUUGAGCAAUCCUUCGGCGUCAUGGUAGGCUCGACGCCCAUCCGGCGGUCGGUCCCCGGUGACCUCCCGUGCUUGACUGACACCUCUGAUUCGAUAUAACACCAACAAUAUGUAUUCCGAUAACCAUGGCGGUUGUAUGCUCACAGGACGAAGAACGCCGAUCCACCGUGGCCAAGCGCAUGAGCAUCGUUAGCGGAUUCACGACUGCCCAAGACUGCGUCCAAAAGUUCAGGAGCUCAUACCGCCAGGAAUCGAUGGGCAAGGGCGGCCAGCGUUUGUCAAUGGCAGCACCGCGAGCAACACUGUCGAGCCGACCCUCAAAUAUCGAGGCGCCAGACGAGUCCGUUAUCAGCGUCGACGCCUCCGAGAAGGCCCCGAGCCGAGAACUUUCGCAAUAUGUCCCAGACGACAGCACCCAGUCGCCAAAGAAGGUCCAGGACGAACCGGGCCGGCCCGCUGUCCCCGAGCGCACGGCAACGAUCACGAUGCUGGAAGCUGCUGCCCCCGGAGGUUUAGCUCGAAAGGAAACCAUCAGUGUUCCCAAUUCCAAUCGCAAGCAGCUGGAUCUAACCUCGGAGCAGGAGCGCGAAAUCUUUGAGGUCUUCAAUCUCUUUGACACCGACGGUUCGGGCACGAUCGACUUGAAGGAGCUGAAGAUUGUGAUGCGGGCUCUCGGGUUCCAUCCGACGGUUGAGGAGAUCGAGCAGAUCGCCAGGGACUACGACACCGACGGCGACCCGACCCUGACGUUUGACGAGUUUCUAUAUCUGAUGGCCGAAAAAAUGUCCAAGCGAGACAGCCACGCAGAGAUGAUGCUCGCUUUCUCGCUGUUUGCCGAGCCCGGACAGCGAAAGAUCACGCUCAAGGAUUUCAAGCGUGUGGCCAAGGAGCUGGGCGAGGGUCUUACGGACGAGGAGCUGCAGACGCUGUUCGAAGAGUCCGACCGCGACGGCGAUGGAGAGAUCGGAGAGGAAGACUGGAUCCGAGUAAUGUCAAAAACGCAGCGACCGAGCCAUAUAUAA
Messenger RNA from Polychytrium aggregatum, 1079 nucleotides. RefSeq lists its product as uncharacterized. The record is from RefSeq and is a predicted model, not a curated record. Bases 183 to 1079 code for a protein of 298 amino acids. NCBI's taxonomy places the organism in Eukaryota, Fungi, Chytridiomycota, Chytridiomycetes, Polychytriales. The transcript is spliced from 3 exons. Gene Ontology annotation, molecular function: enzyme regulator activity; calcium ion binding.